UCCUACUUCCUCAAGCUGCAGCACUACAAAGUUUCAUAUGUUGACAGCUGCACUGAUAAAAUCUUAGGAUUCUUCCCAAAGAACCUUAGGGACAAGACAAUCUAAGAGGAUUUUACUACUGUGGUCUCCCAACCCUGAAAGAACCAGGAAAUGGAGGAAGAAAAACAAGGAGGACAAAAGCCCAUUUCUCUUGCUACCCUGGAGAAUGGUGUGGAGAAUCUGGGAAUGGAGUUUCUGGAAGGCCAGGAUAUUGAUGGACCUGUGUGGGAUGAAGAACGGGGGCCUGGUUUGGAUGCUGGGGCCACACCCACCCCAUUCUGGAGGAGAAGAUUGCAGUCCACUUCUUUGAAAGCGAGAACAUUUUGCAGAGGCCAUGCUGAAUUGUUUCGAUGGAUCCUCUGGGGCAUGAUGUGCACAGCUUAUUCUGCUUUUGUGCUGACAGCCUGUCUCCUGGAUUUCCAAAGGGCUCUGCCUUUGUUCAUCAUCACAUGUGUAGUCCUUUUCUUUCUGGCCCAUAGCCUGUUCAAAAAACUGUUGGGAAAGAAACUAUUAAGAUGUCUGAAGCCCCUCAGUAAUUCUAGCUUGAAUCUCUGGCUAAAACGGUGUCUAGGAGCAGCUGCUUUGGUGGGCCUGAUAUUGUGGUUGGCUCUGGACACUUCCCAACGGCCGGAGCAGCUUGUGUCCUUUGCAGGCAUCUGCGUAUUCAUCAUCUUCCUCUUUGCCUGCUCUAAACAUCAUCUCUCAGUGUCCUGGAGGGCUGUAAUAUGGGGCCUUGGUAUGCAGUUUGUUCUUGGAAUCUUUGUUAUCAGAACUGAACCUGGAUUUGUGGCAUUCCAAUGGCUGGGAAACCAGGUCAAGAUUUUCCUGGACUACACUGUAGCUGGCUCCAGUUUUGUCUUUGGGGAGACGCUGGUGAAGGACGUCUUCGCCUUUCAGGUGUUACCCAUCAUCAUCUUCUUCAGCUGUGUGAUGUCUAUUUUCUAUUAUAUAGGUCUCAUGCAGUGGCUGAUCUUGAAGAUCUCCUGGUUGAUGCAGGUCACCAUGGGAACCACAGCCACAGAGACCCUAAGCGUGGCAGGAAAUAUUUUUGUGAGCCAAACAGAAGCUCCUCUGCUGAUCCGGCCAUACCUUGCAGAUAUGACACUCUCUGAAAUUCACGUCGUUAUGACAGGAGGCUACGCUACCAUUGCAGGCAGCUUGUUAGGAGCCUACAUUUCCUUUGGGAUUGAUCCUGCCUCUUUGAUUGCUGCCUCUGUGAUGGCUGCUCCCUGUGCUCUGGCCCUGUCCAAACUAGUCUACCCAGAAGUAGAAGAAUCCAAGUCUCGGAGUGAAGAGGGGGUGAAACUGUCCUAUGGGGAGGCUCAGAACCUUUUGGAAGCUGCCACUACUGGAGCCGCCAUCUCUGUGGGGGUCAUUGCAAACAUUGCUGCCAACCUGAUUGCCUUUUUGGCUGUGUUAGCCUUCAUCAAUGCUGCUCUCUCCUGGCUGGGAGAGAUGGUGGACAUCCAAGAACUCAGUUUCCAGCUCAUUUGCUCCUACAUCUUGCGUCCGGUGGCAUUCAUGCUGGGAGUGGAGUGGGCAGAUUGUCCCCUGGUAGCUGAAAUGCUGGGCAUCAAGCUAUUUCUGAAUGAAUUUGUGGCCUACCAGGAGCUGUCCAAAUAUAAGAACAAACGGCUAGAAGGAGUUGAAGAGUGGAUUGGGGGCAAGAAACAGUGGAUUUCGAUCAGAGCAGAAAUUAUCACAACAUUUGCUCUCUGUGGAUUUGCCAAUUUCAGCUCUAUUGGUAUCAUGCUUGGAGGUCUAACCUCAAUGGUUCCCCAGCGAAAGAGUGAGUUCUCCAAGAUUGUUAUGAGUGCUUUACUCACUGGUGCCUGUGUGUCCCUGGUCAAUGCCUGUGUGGCAGGAAUCCUUUAUGUGCCCAGAGAGGCAGAAAUCGACUGCUUCUCCUUCCUCAAUACGAGUUUCAUCAACAGCAGCUACAACACCUAUGUAUGCUGUAAGCAGGUCUUCCAAAGCAUGGAACUCAAUGGCACCAGUUCCCCAGCAUUCGUUGGUUCCAGGAUGGAAUUUGUCCCAGAGAUGUUGAUCAAUUGCUGCAAACUUUACAACCAUACUACCUGUGCAUAGCAU
Molecule: messenger RNA, 2130 nt
Organism: Sarcophilus harrisii (Tasmanian devil)
Lineage: Eukaryota; Metazoa; Chordata; Mammalia; Dasyuromorphia; Dasyuridae
Gene: SLC28A1
Product: solute carrier family 28 member 1
Exons: 18
Coding region: 151-2127 (658 amino acids)
Biological process (GO): cytidine transport; pyrimidine nucleobase transport; nucleoside transmembrane transport
Cellular component (GO): membrane
Molecular function (GO): pyrimidine- and adenosine-specific:sodium symporter activity
Source: RefSeq, a predicted model, not a curated record